This is a messenger RNA of Lactuca saligna, 1293 nucleotides long. The record is from the annotation of a GenBank genome assembly. Lineage: Eukaryota; Viridiplantae; Streptophyta; Magnoliopsida; Asterales; Asteraceae.
AUGCGGAAGGUCUUGAGAAGGCGGAUGGUCAUGAUGACUGGCCGGAGGUCCGGCGAAUAUGCAACUUGCACAGAAGUGGUGGACAUCUACAUUGGAGGUAAAAACGAUCGCUCGGGUUCAACAUUUGCUUUUGUUAGGUUUGAAAACAUCCGAGAUGCAAAAGUUUUGGAGCAUGAAAUGAGUAGAGUCAGAUGUGGACACUACAUUCUCAGAGUCAACAUCGCAAGAUAUCAAAAACGCCAAGGUCCCAAAGGAUUCAAAAUCAACACCAAUCAUGUAGUGCCUCCUGAAAAAUCAUACCAGGUAGCAUGGAAAGCAACUAAUGCAACUAGAGAUUCAAGAACGUUCGCGGAGGUGAUUAAAGGUACGACUUCUAGACCAUUAGCAUCAGGGACGAAUCCCAUUGCUAUCAAUCCUGCAACAUUCUCUGUUGGAAUGGAAGAUUGUGUGAUGGUUGGUGAGAUAAUUAGUAUCCAACAAAUUACAGAUUUACCCACCGUACUUCCUUUCGACGGAAACCCCCGCUGGUAUGGCUUGCCGGUUAGAUUUAGAUCCAAUGAAAACUUUUCACGUAUUGCAAAUGCUUUUGGGACCACUCUUGAGAUUAUUGGUGUGGACUGGAAGGCUUUUGAUAUUUCUACUGGUGAGGUUUGCAUCAUUACCAAACAUAACACAAUUAUAAACAAUGUGGUCAACGUCUCUUUUAGAAACAAAGUAUAUCCUAUUGGUAUUGUAGAAUAUGAUAGAGAUUGGAUGCCUUUUGAUAGAUCGAUACAGAAGGACCCUAUUCCCCAAGUCAAUGAUGAUAUUGAUGAUGAAGCAGAAGAUGACAUGGAGGUGAACGAUUCUAAAGGAGAUAAAGGUGACAAACAAGAUUUCGAGGAAGAUGAAAACCAAGAUUCUGAGGAAGAUGCGAUCUCUGAUACAUGGAUGGGUCCGGUCCAACAAGAUGAUGUCCUUGAAGAUGGGGAAAUCAUUGAAGAAUCUGGCGAGUAUGUCGCUCCGGAGACGGUGGCAUUAAUAUCUGAAGACCUUGAAAAUCCACAGGUUGGAUUAAGUGUUGAAGAUCCCCUUGCAGUCAUUAAUACAUCAGUUCCUCCAUUCGAUCUCAACACAUCCACUGCUGAGUCUAAUUCUAAGGAAGAUCAUUCAGUUGAUGACAUAGGUUCCUCAUCUUGUGAACUCACUAAAAUUGUCAAGGUUGGUUGUGAUGUUGGGUUUCAAUUCUCAAAAGACGACCUAAUUGUCACUAGAAUUGCAAACCUAGGCGAUGACGUUAAAAUGAAGACCUAA